Penicillium nucicola is the source of this 1599-nucleotide messenger RNA. RefSeq lists its product as uncharacterized. Lineage: Eukaryota; Fungi; Ascomycota; Eurotiomycetes; Eurotiales; Aspergillaceae. Gene Ontology annotation, biological process: transmembrane transport. The transcript has 2 exons. Gene Ontology annotation, cellular component: membrane. The record is from RefSeq and is a predicted model, not a curated record. Bases 1 to 1599 code for a protein of 532 amino acids. Gene Ontology annotation, molecular function: myo-inositol:proton symporter activity.
AUGUCAUCUUCGCAAAAUGACCGGCGAAAAUCGCUCGACAAAGAACAGGAUUUAAAGCCCGUUAGCAGUCAGAUUGAGAUCGCGAAAGCGUCAAUCCAUGAUGUUAUUGAUUUGGAUGAGAUCGAACACACCGAUACAGGCUGGUAUAUUUGGCUCAUCGCAUUGACCGCCUCGAUCGGCGGCAUGCUCUUUGGGUACGAUACCGGUAUCAUCUCAGCGGUUCUAGUAUACCUUGAAGACAGUUUAGGCCAUAUAUUAUCAGCAAGCGAGAAAGAGUUGAUCACAUCCUUGUGUUCUGCUGGAGCAUUUGUCGGCUCUAUCAUUGCAGGUCUGACAGCCGAUCGAUACGGACGCAAAGGGCCAAUGUACAUCGGCUGUGCUCUCUUCACAGUGGGGGCGAUUUUACAGGCCACUGCAUACUCUAUCCCACAGAUGGCGGUCGGAAGACUUAUUGUCGGCUUUGGGGUUGGCUCUGCUGCAAUGAUUGUGCCAGCCUAUAUUGCCGAAAUCGCACCCACCAAACACCGCGGUCGCAUGAUUGGUCUGAACAAUGUCAGCAUUACCGGAGGCCAAGUCAUAAGCUAUGGUCUUGGUGCUGCCUUUGCCGGCGUUCCUAAUGGAUGGCGCUAUAUGGUUGGUCUAGGUGGUGUCCCCAGUGUACUUCUGGCCGUCUUGCUCCCGCUUUGCCCAGAGUCUCCUCGCCAGUUGGUCUACCACGACAAAAAAGAGGAAGCUCGAGCAGUUCUGCACCGUAUCUUCAGUUCUGCUACUCCCGAGCAGGUCCAGGUUAAGAUUGAUCUCAUUGAAGCUGGUGUUCGAGAAUCUCGGGCCUCUACUGGUAACCAGACCCGGUGGUCUAUUGUGAAACAACUCCACUCAAAUCCUGCCUAUUUCCGUGCUUUGGUGUGUGCAUGUGGUCUAAUGACCAUCAGCCAAAUGUCAGGCUUCAACGUCCUGAUGUAUUACUCCGGAACGCUCUUCGCCCUAGUUGGCUUUUCCAACCCAGUCGCAGUGGGUCUUGUUGUGUCAGGAACCAAUCUGGCAAUGACCCUAGUCAACAUGCUAGUCGUAGACUCCUUCGGCCGUCGCAGACUUUUAAUAACAACGGCAUGGGGCAUGUCAGCUAGUCUGGUCGCAGUUGCUGUAUCAUUCGCAUAUAUUCCAGUUGAUCUGGAGACACUCGAAGUGACAACGAAGUCCAUCACAGCGCCGGCUAUUAUUGUUUUAGUUUUCAUCAUCUUCUUCGUGCUCUUCUACGGCGUGUCGAUUGGAAACACCGCCUGGAUGAGUGCAGACUUUUUCCCUACGGAGGUUCGUGCCGUUGGAACAAUGUAUAUGACUUGCUGCUGCUGGGGUUCGAAUCUGAUUGUGUCUUCGACAUUCUUGUCUAUGAUGAAGGGGAUCACACCCUCUGGUGCAUUUGGUUUCUAUGCAUGCCUAACAUUCUCAGGCUGGGUGAUGAUCAUAUUCUUUUACCCUGAAAUGUCGGGACUACAGCUUGAAGAGAUUGGUGAGGUCUUCAAGCAUGGUUUUGGUGUGAAAUAUGCUUCAAAAUUGCGAAAGCAACGCGCCGAGGACCGUCACGCCCGCCUUGGGUGA